UCCUAUAUAUCCACAUGCAAGCAGAGUGCAGAGCGUCCCCCCUCCCAACUCGAUCGAUCGGUAGCUUGCUGCGUUUGCUCUCACAGUUUUCUCUUCCUGCUAGCUCGUCGUCGAACCAGCAGAGGUCUCCUACUACUAGGAAGCGAGAGAAAUGAGAAUGCGGGAGUCCUCUGCUUGCCGGUGCCGGCCGAGGAUAUGGUGGUGGUCUCCAGCCCCAGCAGCAGCGGUCGUGUUGGUGCUCCUGCUGCUCAUCACCACUUCGUCGUCAACGCACGUUGCCGACGGCGGCGUCAGGACGACACCACGUGCGUACGGUCCAGGUGACGCCGGCGUGCUCGACGACGCGGAGGCACCGGCUGCUGCUGGUGGUGCUCGUCGCGCAAGCAGCAGGGCAACCUACAAAUUUCCAGCAGACCGGACUAGCGAGGACGAAGGCUCGCUGGUGGUGGUGGAGGAGGAUCGGCGGUGGUGGCUGAAGGAUCGCGCGGCGACGGGGUCGCGGCUGCCGGACUGCGCGCACGCGUGCGGGCCGUGCUCCCCGUGCCGGCGCGUCAUCGUGAGCUUCAGGUGCGCGCUGAUGGCCUCCGAGUCCUGCCCCAUCGCCUACCGCUGCAUGUGCCGCGGCAGGUUCUUUCGGGUGCCCUCCCCCUAGCCUACUGCCUACACGAGACGAGACGAGACGACUGCUCCUCAUGCUAGUAGGCAUUUGGGCGUCUGUACUUUUCGCUUCUCAUCCUCUGCUGCUUGCUUGCUUGGCAUAUAUAUAUAUGCAUGUAAAACUAUGUGAUGUGAUGUCAGGGAUGCUCGUCGGUGUUGUGCAAUGUGAUGUAUAUGAUGAG
This is a messenger RNA of Sorghum bicolor (sorghum), 839 nucleotides long. RefSeq lists its product as uncharacterized. Gene Ontology annotation, biological process: stomatal complex development; guard cell differentiation. Lineage: Eukaryota; Viridiplantae; Streptophyta; Magnoliopsida; Poales; Poaceae. The transcript has 2 exons. The coding region runs from base 152 to 652 and encodes 166 amino acids. The record is from RefSeq and is a predicted model, not a curated record.